This is a messenger RNA of Dendroctonus ponderosae (mountain pine beetle), 480 nucleotides long. RefSeq names its product ubiquitin-related modifier 1 (gene Urm1). The record is from RefSeq and is a predicted model, not a curated record. Bases 99 to 392 code for a protein of 97 amino acids. Gene Ontology annotation, cellular component: nucleus; cytoplasm. The transcript has 5 exons. Gene Ontology annotation, molecular function: protein tag activity. Gene Ontology annotation, biological process: tRNA thio-modification; protein urmylation. NCBI's taxonomy places the organism in Eukaryota, Metazoa, Arthropoda, Insecta, Coleoptera, Curculionidae.
UGUUGGCAACACUUUGUGUCAACUUUUGUGUCUUCAUCUAUGACUUUUGUAACCUAUAAUAUUGGUAUAAACAUUUAUGCUUUUUAGUGCUUUUGAUAAUGGAUAUUAAAUUAGAGUUCGGAGGUGGAGCCGAAUUGCUCUUCGAUAACCAGAAGCAGUAUAAAAUCACGUUGGAAAAUAAGAAAACACCAUGGCUGAUAGGCGAUUUACUAUUUUGGAUAAAAGACAAUCUGCUCAAGGACAGACCUGAACUCUUCCUGCAAAACGACUCUGUGAGGCCUGGAAUUUUAGUGCUAGUAAACGAUACAGAUUGGGAGCUAAUGGACACCGUUCGCUAUGAAAUCAAGCCCAACGACUCAAUACUGUUCAUUUCCACGCUGCAUGGAGGAUGAGUGUUGAUUUAUAUCUGAAUUGAACGAACUUCAGCCUUUUUAUAUUGUAACUUAUGUAAGUUUUAAUUUAAUAACAUAUAUUAAACAA